GCGUCACCUCCGGGCCCGCCGGUUCCGGGUCCGGGACUUCCGCUACCGCCGGUUCCGGUCCGCUCACUUCCGGCCCGGCGGCCCGCGUGCGCGGCGCGGGAGAUGCGGCCGCUCACGGAGGCGGAGACGCGGGCGGUGUUCGAGAAGCUCGGGAAAUACAUCGGGGAGAACAUCCAGCUGCUGGUGGACCGGCCCGAUGGCACCUACUGCUUCCGGCUGCACCGGGACCGCGUGUACUACCUGAGCGAGAACCUGCUGAAGCUGGCGGCCAGCGUGCCCCGCGACAGCCUGGUGGCCCCGGGCACCUGCUUCGGCAAGUUCACCAAGUCCCAGAAGUUCCGGCUCAGCGUCACGGCCCUGGAUUUCCUGGCGCCCUACGCCAAGUACAAGGUGUGGGUGAAGCCGGGCUCGGAGCAGUCCUUCCUCUACGGGAACCACGUGCUGAAGUCGGGGCUGGGCCGCAUCACGGAGAACACGGCGCAGUACCAGGGUGUGGUGGUGUACUCCAUGGCCGACGUCCCGCUGGGCUUCGGGGUGGCUGCCAAGUCCACGCAGGAGUGCCGGAAGGUCGACCCCUUGGCCAUCGUGGUGUUCCACCAGGCUGAUGUCGGGGAGUACGUGCGGAACGAGGACACGCUGACAUAAGGGAGCCUCGGGCGCCCCGGGGACCCCCUGCUCUGUGAGUGUUCCGGGCUGGAAUGGACUUGGUCCUGCACUGGGGGGCAGGAAGCCCACCCAGAGUGGGAGGGAAAUGUGGGGAGCUGCCAGCACAGAGCCCCCAAAGCCCUCAGGGGGCUGCUGCCAGCGCGGGAGGAGGGGCCCUGGCCCCAGCCCUGUCACAUAAAGCCUGAUCCUUUU
This is a messenger RNA of Passer domesticus (house sparrow), 858 nucleotides long. It is a transcript of the gene NIP7, whose product is annotated as nucleolar pre-rRNA processing protein NIP7. Gene Ontology annotation, cellular component: nucleolus; preribosome, large subunit precursor; nucleus. Bases 103 to 645 code for a protein of 180 amino acids. Gene Ontology annotation, molecular function: RNA binding. Gene Ontology annotation, biological process: ribosomal large subunit biogenesis; ribosome assembly. The transcript is spliced from 5 exons. NCBI's taxonomy places the organism in Eukaryota, Metazoa, Chordata, Aves, Passeriformes, Passeridae. The record is from RefSeq and is a predicted model, not a curated record.